AUGAUCCAGAAAGAGACGAAUCGCCAGACCACCACCAACCCCCCUGACAUCUGGGCUGAGCUGAGAGUGCUGACAGACAUGGUGGUGGAGCAGAGAGUGGCGCUGAGGAAUAUGGAGGCCAGACUGGGGGAGGUGAAAAACAAGGUGAUUGUACUAACAAUGGAUCUGGGUUAUCACCAAGAAUUAACUGCAUUUCCUAAAAGACAAAGUUAGAAAGCUGGAAAUAGAGAAUGCAGGUAAGGACAAGAGAGCAAAUACAGUGCCUUCAGAAAGUAUUCACACCCCUUGACUUUUUCCACAUUUUAUUGUGUUACAGCCUGAUUUAAAAAUUGAUUAAAUUGAGAUUGACAUACAAUGUUUUUGUGUGUGUUUUUUUAACAGAUUAAUGAAAAAUGAAAAGCUGAAAUGUAAAUAAAUAUUCAACCCCUUUGUUAUGGCAAGCCUAAAUACGUUUAGGAGUAAAAAUGUGCUUAACAAGUCACAUAAUAAGUUACAUGGACUUACUUUGUGCAAUAAUAGUGUUUAACAUGAUUGUUGAAUGACUACCUCAUCUCUGUACCCCACACAUACAAUAAUCUGUAAGGUCCUUCAGUCGAGCAGUACAUUUCAAACACAGAUUCAACCACAAAGACCAGGGAGGUUUUCGAAUGCCUCACAAAGAAGGGCACUUAUUGAUAGAUGACAUUGAAUAUCCAUUUGAGCAUGGUGAGGUGAUUAAUUACACUUUGGAUGGUGUAUCAAUACACCCAGUCACUACAAAGAUACAGGCGUCCUUCCUAACUCAGUUGCCGGAGAGGAAGGAAACCACACAGGGAUUUCACCUUGAGGCCAAUGGUGACUUUAAAACAGUUACAGAGUUUAAUGGCUGUGAUAGGAGAUAACUGAGGCUAGAUCAACAACAUUGUAGUCACUCCACAAUACUAACCUAAUUGGCAUGUGGUCUGUCAAGAUAUUGACUUUAAUUUGUUUGGCUUCAAAAUAUAGUGUGGUGAAGGUUGAUUAAAAAAAUAUAUUACAAUCAGUAAAUUCACUCCCUUGGGUUACAGACAGACCAAAGAUGGCCUUCUCUGCUGUUCUGACUCAUGCAUAUCUUGGACCCUUCAAUACUGAAACCCCACUGGUCUACAGCAAAGUCAUCACCAACAUUGGCCAACCUAGACACUACAGGUAAUGACCUGACCACACUAAUCUACACACACUGAAUCCAGCUACAGUAAACAUUACUCACAGUGUUUUUGAGAGAUGGACUGUGAUUAUCUCGGAUUGCUUCUCCUUUGAUGCAGGUAUCUUCACAGCACAUGUGAGAGUAGUCUACUACUUCAAAUUCACUGCCAGGGAUUACAGAUCUCCACAAUGGAUGGGUGUUUACCUAUACCUCAAUGGCCAGAGACUUAUGUGGAAUAGGGAACACAACAAUGGUAGUGAA
Messenger RNA from Coregonus sp. 'balchen', 1426 nucleotides. Lineage: Eukaryota; Metazoa; Chordata; Actinopteri; Salmoniformes; Salmonidae. The record is from the annotation of a GenBank genome assembly.